Carassius auratus (goldfish) is the source of this 2265-nucleotide messenger RNA. Its product is annotated as serine/threonine-protein phosphatase PP1-beta catalytic subunit-like. The transcript is spliced from 8 exons. Gene Ontology annotation, molecular function: protein serine/threonine phosphatase activity. The record is from RefSeq and is a predicted model, not a curated record. The coding region runs from base 5 to 1057 and encodes 350 amino acids. Lineage: Eukaryota; Metazoa; Chordata; Actinopteri; Cypriniformes; Cyprinidae. Gene Ontology annotation, cellular component: cytoplasm; nucleus.
GUGAAUGACGUCAUUGCGAGCGCCACCUGGUGCCCGUUGCUGGAAGCGCUGCAUGCAGAACUCGGCUCUGAAGAUGGCGGAGGGGGAAUUAAACGUUGAUAGUCUCAUUUCUCGGCUUCUUGAAGUGCGAGGAUGUCGUCCAGGAAAGAUCGUUCAGAUGACGGAAGCAGAAGUUCGAGGACUCUGCAUUAAAUCUCGAGAGAUCUUUCUCAGUCAGCCCAUCUUGCUGGAGCUGGAGGCUCCACUUAAAAUCUGUGGUGACAUCCAUGGCCAGUAUACAGAUUUGUUGAGGUUGUUUGAAUACGGCGGUUUUCCACCGGAGGCAAACUAUCUCUUUCUGGGUGAUUAUGUUGACCGAGGGAAACAAUCUUUGGAGACCAUCUGCCUCCUACUGGCCUAUAAGAUCAAAUACCCUGAGAACUUCUUCCUCUUGAGGGGGAACCACGAGUGCGCCUCCAUCAACCGGAUCUAUGGCUUCUAUGAUGAGUGCAAGCGCAGGUUCAACAUAAAACUCUGGAAGACAUUCACAGACUGCUUCAACUGCCUCCCUAUUGCUGCCAUCAUAGAUGAGAAGAUUUUCUGUUGCCAUGGAGGUCUCUCUCCUGAUCUCCAGUCAAUGGAACAGAUACGUCGGAUUAUGCGACCAACUGAUGUCCCAGAUACAGGGUUGUUGUGUGAUUUGCUGUGGUCGGACCCAGAUAAGGACGUUCAGGGAUGGGGGGAGAAUGAUCGUGGCGUGUCAUUCACUUUCGGUGCCGACGUAGUCAGCAAAUUCCUCAACCGCCACGAUCUGGACCUAAUCUGCAGGGCACAUCAGGUGGUUGAAGAUGGUUAUGAGUUCUUUGCCAAGCGGCAAUUGGUCACUCUGUUCUCUGCACCAAACUACUGCGGGGAGUUUGACAAUGCCGGUGGAAUGAUGAGUGUGGAUGAGUCACUCAUGUGCUCUUUUCAGAUCCUGAAGCCAUCAGAAAAGAAGGCAAAGUAUCAGUACAGCGGGGUGAACUCAGGGCGGCCUGUGACCCCGCCCCGUACGGCUCAAGCCCCCAAGAAGAGGUGAGCGACUCGCCACCCAGAACUACACCCUCCAUCCCCCAACCUUCAGCAAACUAGCCCAUCUGGGGCAGCUUUACCCUCCAAAAUCUCUUACUUGCCCUGCCAAACUUCUUUCUCUUUUCUUAAAAUUUGUGUACAGAAAUUUUGCUGUGACCAGUCGGAUUCUCUUUUCUUUUGCUCUGCUUGUUUGUUUAUUGGUAUUUUAAUAACAUAAAUAAUAAUAACAAAACUUCUUUGGGAAGCAACUGCUGAGAUGAAAAAACCCAGAGCAAAACACACACUCAUUCAACUCACGCAAAAGAUCUCUGUAGUGUCCUGAUGUAUAAGCAUUGUAUUAAACUUUUCUUCAGUAUUCUUUGAUUGUUGAACAUUAAUGUUGAUUCAUAAAGAAAGAGUGACGAUUGUAAGUAUUUGAAGGUUGUCGUGUAUUUCGCUACACUCUGAAGUUUCAAGAGGCUUUCACGCACACACACAAACUCAUACUUUAACUCUGUCGGGGUGCUUGAUCACAGGUCAGCAGAUACUUUACAUGAAUACAGACACGAUCCGUUGUCGAUAAACUAGUUCAGUGUGGACGAAGCUAGAAAAGGGAUUUUAACUCGGAUAACGUGACACACAUUUUCACAGCUGCAUUUACCAACGGCAUUGCAUGUUCUUAAUACCUCUGGGAUUUACAGUGAAACUCUAUACACCUCUGUUUAAUGUGCUGUUUUUAUGUCUUACGAUAGUAAUAAUUCAGGAGAAAAGUGUCGCAGCAUAACACUUAAGACUUGCAUGACCCUUGUACACGUCAGUAAUAACCCGUCUGAAACAAUGUAGUCCCCCAGCCAUUUUUUCAUUGGAUAACAAAACAGCUGACACAAAUAGAGCCUCCAAGUGUUUGUUCAAUAUUAAAGAAAUGUACUUGUUUGAAGCUCCCCAACAUCAUUUAGAAGGUUAAAACUGAAUCUAUUGGAUUUAAGAGCUUUUUGCCUAAAAGCGUAGCACAUGUGACUAAACAAUGCCUUUUUGUGAGGGAUGCAUUUCCUCAUAUUCCUGAUAUUCACCUGUUAUAAUUCAUUCUUUUGAAAUGGUUUUAUUUGUGUGUGUUGCUGUUUACUUCUUCUCCUUAAUUUAUUUCCAAAUGUUGGGAAAGCUAUCAGAGUGUUCUAAAAGCAGUUCAUGAGUUUUGUAUAAGUGGGCUUCAAUCUUAAUAAAUGGAAGAAAACUCUC